This is a messenger RNA of Hypoxylon trugodes, 2169 nucleotides long. RefSeq names its product DNA-binding domain of Mlu1-box binding protein MBP1. Gene Ontology annotation, cellular component: nuclear membrane complex Bqt3-Bqt4. The record is from RefSeq and is a predicted model, not a curated record. NCBI's taxonomy places the organism in Eukaryota, Fungi, Ascomycota, Sordariomycetes, Xylariales, Hypoxylaceae. Bases 473 to 1738 code for a protein of 421 amino acids. Gene Ontology annotation, biological process: mitotic telomere tethering at nuclear periphery; meiotic attachment of telomere to nuclear envelope. Gene Ontology annotation, molecular function: DNA binding. The transcript has 4 exons.
CAUUGCUGCUGACAAGCUCGAUUAAGCAGCACGCGAACUCGAACGGGACCCUCUCCCCCCAGCUUUCCUCCCUUCCUCUUCGCUACCCUCCCUCCCAAGACCUUAUCCUUUUCCUGACAUCCCAUCCGCCUCAAAAAUCCGAAAGGAUCUUUUUGCGCCGCGUGUCACAAUUCCAUCAGUCUUCUCUUCAAUAUUUUCGGUGGUCCAAAAAAAAGAAUUUCUAGUUUCAUCCAUUCUUCAAUUUCGCACUCAAGAUCUUUGGAUCUUAAGUGUACUCUUUCUUUUAUUAUAAUCUAAUCUUCCUUUUUCUAGUGAAGUUCGCAUAACCCGCAGUCUUUUUUUAAGUACCUUUUUAAUUCCGGUCACGCUUAUCGUUGGCCGUUUGUCGCUACUCCAAUCAAUACGAGCCUUCAGCCCAGACGUCGAACUCGGUCGCGUUUUUUCCCCCAAGAACAUAAAAAAAUUCUUCAAAAUGUCGUACAGACACCUGCCUCAGAAACAUAACCCUCUUAUGACCGAGGAUAUACCUCCUUAUCAUGAGCUUGUCUCGCGCCGACGCUUGGGCCAGACCCAAUUGACCGCGAAGAUGGUUGCGGCAGGAACUGUAGGGGAUGUUGAUCCCGCGAGCUUAGGCGUCUUCGAUUAUGCGCACCUACGAGCUCCUUUGCCUAAGGGCAUCACUUCGGGUAUCUUCAAGUCGUCUCCGAACUCGUACUUCCUCAUGCGUCGCAGUCAAGAUGGAUUCGUCUCCGCGACUGGUAUGUUCAAGGCAACCUUUCCUUAUGCCGAUGCGCAUGAAGAGGAACUAGAGCGAAGAUAUAUCAAGUCGUUGCCGACCACGAGCCAUGAAGAGACAGCUGGAAAUGUUUGGAUCCCACCUGAGCAAGCGUUGGCUCUUGCCGAAGAAUAUCGGGUUACUCCUUGGAUCUGCGCUCUUUUGGACCCGGCCGAUAUCGCUAUUACAAACCCGCCAGACAGCCCUCCUAAGCGAAUCGCCGCGCCGCCGAAAUUUGAGGCCGCUCUGCCAACCCAGCCUGUUCUUGCGCCGCCGACUCCGUCAUCACUCCCUCGUAGCACGCGAGGUCGUCGAUCAGCCAGCCCUACGAAGAAGCGAGCUAUUGCCUCUCCGCGAAAACGAUCAACCAAAGCUUCUACUGCUGCCGCACCUCAGUCGUCUCCCGCCGAGGUCCUUCCUGUAAAGGAGGAGGCUGAACCCCUUACAAACGGUGCUAAGACGGAUGAUGAUACCGCAUCCACUGCUGCUACCGAAGAUGUAUCCAUCAGGACUGUUGAUAAGGAGCCUACUGUUGUCUUUGCGCCGGCCGAGGAGGAACCUAAGGUACAAGUCAAGGUUGGCCAGGAGGUUGAAUUCCACGGUGGUGUUGAAACGACGCAGACUGCUGUUGAACUAGAACUUCCUCUUAGUGGGGAGCCCAGUGCUGAAGAAGCCGCCCGAAUGGUAGAAGAGGCGAAAGAGAUGGUGAGAAUCGCCGCAGCAGAAACCGCCGCGUCGUCAUCUGGCUCGAGCAAGAAGGGCAAGCGAAAGGCCGACGAAAUUGCUGUGGAUGAAGACGAGGAAGGGGAAAAGACUGACGAAGUUCCGGAAGAACCCAGAGCCAAGAAGGUCAAGACAGAAGUACAAAAGAGAAAGGAACGUGUUCGAACCCGGGCGUUAAUGGGUCUCAGUGCGACCCUCGCAGUCGGUGCUCUCAUCCCGUAUGUUAUGGGCGUAUUUUAGGAUGAUAUAUCCUUCUUUCUCAUCCUUGAGUCUUGAUUAUUAAACCAACUACCAUCCCAUAACGCUUCCCCCUUUAUCAUAAUGAGCCCGGACGGUUUUGCUGGGUUUUGUAUUCGCUGGUGAAGCUAGGUUCCUCGUCUGUCUGUUGAUUUUGCACAUACCCCCACAGUUGAUCAGAGUCGGCUGUUCUGAUUCUGAUUUCCCUUAAGCUAUAUGAAAUGGCUCAUGUAUACAUCCGACCCAUCCACCCCCUGUUAGCAAACCUCUCCUGAUAAUGGAGAAGUUGCUUUGCUCUACAAGUACCAAAAACUUCAUAAUGAAAAGAGAAAAUUCAUUCGUUAAUUCAUGCUAGUGACCUUUAUAGAGUUAAAUGAUUACAUGAUUGUAUGAUCAGAAGUACGAUGGACUACAAUAAAACGGAAUUGAUUUAG